Molecule: messenger RNA, 799 nt
Organism: Hipposideros armiger (great roundleaf bat)
Lineage: Eukaryota; Metazoa; Chordata; Mammalia; Chiroptera; Hipposideridae
Gene: TMA16
Product: translation machinery associated 16 homolog
Exons: 7
Coding region: 141-752 (203 amino acids)
Cellular component (GO): nucleus
Source: RefSeq, a predicted model, not a curated record
UUCCGGCCGGGUCCGCCCCAGCUUCUUCGGCCCCACGUGUGUUUGGGUUGGAGCCCCACUGUGAGCCGUUGAAGCUGCUGUCGGUGAGGUUGCCCGGGUCUGGAGUGCAGAAUCCCCCCCGGGGCCGCGGGGACGUCACCAUGCCUAAAGCACUAAAGGGAAAAAUUGUGGGACGGGAAAAAAAAGUCAUCCAUCCGUAUAGUAGAAAAGCAGCUCAAAUUACGAGAGAGACCCACAAAAAAGAAAAAAAGGAAAAGUUGAAGAAUGAAAAGGCUUUGCGUCUCAACCUUAUUGGUGAAAAACUGCAGUGGUUUCAGAAUCAUAUUGAUCCCCAAAAAGUAGCAUAUUCAAAGAAAAAUGCUUGCGAAUUAAUUGAAAGGUAUUUAAAUCGAUUCAACAGUGAGCUGGAGCAGAUUGAAUUACAUAACAGUAUCAAAGACAGGCAGGGAAGGCGGCACUGUUCCCGGGAGACGGUCAUCAGGCAGACAAUGGAGCGCGAGCGACAGCAGUACGAGGGAUAUGGCCUUGAGAUUCCAGAUAUUGUAAAUGCAGGUAAUCUGAAAACUUUUAGGGAAUGGGAUUUUGAUCUGAAGAAAUUACCAAACAUUAAAAUGAGAAAAAUGUGUGCUAAUGAUGCAGUUCCCAAGAAGUGUAAGAAGAAAACUGUUAUAACUGUGGACAAAGAUUUAGGGGAAUUGGAACUAAAUGAUGAAUCAAGUGACUCAGAUGAGGAAAUGACUGCAGUGGCCUAAUUUUCCUUUACUUGAGUUGAAAAUAAAUAAGUUGAGAGCUUCAAGUU